Molecule: messenger RNA, 780 nt
Organism: Fraxinus pennsylvanica
Lineage: Eukaryota; Viridiplantae; Streptophyta; Magnoliopsida; Lamiales; Oleaceae
Source: the annotation of a GenBank genome assembly
AUGGAAAUCUUGGAAGAGUUUUUGGGGUCCAAUGAUCACUCAAUUGUUAAAGGGAAACGUACCAAGCGGCAAAGGCCAUCGUCCUCCACCUUGUCAUCAAGCGGUGCCACCGCUCCCACCUGCGGAGAUGGAGGAGGAGGUUUCUAUUCAUUGGUUACAUCUCCCACAACCUCAAUUUCUACAAACAUUGAGGAAGACGAAGAUAUGGCCAAUUGUCUAAUUCUUUUGGCACAAAGUGUUGUUUCACUACCAAAAAACGCUACAACGACGAAAGAUAGCAUACAUACUUAUGAAUGUAAAACUUGCAAUAGAAGUUUUCCAUCAUUUCAAGCAUUAGGAGGCCAUAGAGCAAGCCACAAGAAGCCCAAACAACCGGAAAAUGAUAGAAAAGAAACUCCGGUCAAUGCCCAGUCCGGCGUUCACAAAGUAGAAGAAGAAGAAGGACAAUCCCACAAAAGUUUCCAUGGUUAUAUUCAUGAUAAGCCUAAAAUUCAUGAGUGUUCAAUAUGUGGUUCGGAGUUUUCGUCAGGACAAGCAUUGGGAGGACAUAUGAGAAGACAUAGGAAUCCUAAUAGUACAAGAGUUAAUGAAUCAUCAUCCCGUGAUGCUGAGAAGCCUAAAAAUAUUCUUGAAUUGGAUCUUAACCUGCCGGCACCGGCAGAAGACGAUCACGGGCCAGGGUCGGAGUCAGGGUCGGGGCCGGAGACAAAGUUUCGAUUUUCUUCCAACCAUCAAGGUCUAGUCUUCUCUGCCGUGGCCUUGGUGGAUUGCCACUACUAG